Anolis carolinensis (green anole) is the source of this 1910-nucleotide messenger RNA. Its product is annotated as digestive cysteine proteinase 2. Gene Ontology annotation, cellular component: lysosome. The coding region runs from base 70 to 1713 and encodes 547 amino acids. NCBI's taxonomy places the organism in Eukaryota, Metazoa, Chordata, Lepidosauria, Squamata, Anolidae. The transcript is spliced from 11 exons. Gene Ontology annotation, molecular function: cysteine-type endopeptidase activator activity involved in apoptotic process; cysteine-type endopeptidase activity. The record is from RefSeq and is a predicted model, not a curated record. Gene Ontology annotation, biological process: positive regulation of apoptotic signaling pathway; positive regulation of peptidase activity; immune response.
UGUGGUCUCAAAAGAGGAAGGAACACGUCUGGGUUCCAGGAGAAGCUGAGAAGAAGAGCCUGAGCCGAGAUGGGCAAGGUCUGCAGUCUUCUCAUCUUGUGCCUCUGGGGCUUCGCUGUAGGACAUGGGUGCAAUUAUUCCAGAACAACCCCUGAUUUUGGAACCAUCUACCACGUCAAAGGAAUCAUCAACCUGCCCUAUGCUGAAAUCGAAGAGCCUUUUGAAGCCUGGUACAACCUGACGGGAAACAAGAGUCGCAUUGAGUACUAUAAUGGCCAGGUGAUCACCUUGCAACUCGGAUGCGUGGAACCAUACGGCACCCUGUUCAAAAUAACGCCGGCGACGACAGAGACGGUGGUGAACGCCGAAAAGUGCUUCCAGCUGAACGGCACUAAAGAGAGCCGCGUGCGUCCCCAGGAAGUCUUUCCAGACAUGAAAAACUUCCAGGCUUUACGGGAAGAGUACUACAAAGGCCAGUACUGCACCGUCUGGCAGAACAUUUCCUACUGGGGCCACAAGAAGAAUAUCUACACCAUGUGGGUCACCAACACGAGCUGCGGCGUCUCGCCCGUGCACUACGAGAUGAGAGGCUACAACACUUUGCUGGGGUCCCAUUACGACAAAUACGAAAUAGAUUACAGCGACUUCUCCAACAGCUUCCCGGCGUCCGUCUUUGUCCUGAAAAAGAAUGAAACAAAACUAUGUGACGAAUUGCCCGGGGACUCUUCGGAGCACCACAUCAUGGCGAACCCCAUGGCCGAUUUCAUUGGAAGGCAGGAGGACCGGGCCCACCAGCUCUUCCACCAUUAUCGGAAACGGUUCGGGAAGUCCUACGACGACGAGAAGGAAAUGGAACACAGGAAGCACACCUUCACCCACAACAUGAGAUUUGUCCACUCGAAGAACCGAGCCAACCUGCCCUUCAAGCUGGCCCUGAACCACUUGGCCGACCUCACCCAGGACGAGAUGGCGGCGAUGAGAGGGAAGCUCAAGAGCACCAAACCGAACAACGGGCUGCCUUUCCCGCACGAGCAGUUCGUGGGCCUCAUCCUGCCGGAGAGCCUGGACUGGCGGCUCUACGGCGCUGUGACUCCAGUCAAGGACCAGGCCGUGUGUGGUUCCUGCUGGAGCUUUUCCAGCACCGGAGCCCUGGAAGGGUCUCUCUUCCUCAAGACGGGCCAGCUCAUCCCUUUGUCUCAGCAAAUCCUCAUCGACUGCUCCUGGGGCUUCGGGAACUACGCCUGCGAUGGUGGUGAAGAGUGGCAAGCAUUUGAGUGGGUCCUGAAGCACGGUGGCAUUGCCAGCACCGAAUCCUACGGGCCAUACAAAGGCCAAAACGGCUACUGUCACAGCAACAAGACCCACCUCGUGGGCAAACUCUCCGGUUACGUGAACGUUACUUCUGGGAACAUAACCGCGCUGAAGGCCGCGAUCUACAAGCACGGCCCCGUCUCCGUCAGCAUCGACGCCUCCCACAGAACCUUCUCCUUCUAUUCCAACGGGGUUUACUAUGAGCCCAAAUGCGGAAACAAGAAAGGCGAGCUGGACCACGCGGUCCUGGCCGUGGGCUACGGCGUCCUCCAAGGAGAGCUUUACUGGCUGGUCAAGAAUUCCUGGUCCACGUACUGGGGCAACGACGGCUACAUCCUCAUGUCCAUGAAAGACAACAACUGCGGAGUGGCCACGGACGCCACGUACCCGCUGAUGGCGUGAUUUUCCCUUCGCCGGUUCAGGAUCCCUCAUGUUUUUGACUCGCUCACGAUUGGAAUCUUAGUCUAUAAGACUGAAACAGACUCAGGGAAUUUUUUAAAAAAUGGAAUGAUUUUUGUGUUUUGUGCUAGCCUGGUUGUAUUCUGAAAUGGGCGCAAAUGAAAUCACAAAGCCCACCUUUCUCAGUGGGAAUGUCAGCA